AUGGAUGCUAGUCUGGGCAAGGAUAAUCCAGGGCUCCCAGAGAAGCUCCGUGUUGCUUGCACAAUUGGCGAGCAUGAUUUAUUGACCGGCAUUGUUCUUUGUCCCGCUGGGUUGGAGUCUCUAAUACCAGCCAAUCAAGGAGACUUGGAUUUUGAUGCGUUUGCGAAAAUUUGUCAUUCCACAUCUCUAUAUUUAUACAUUUCCCAACGACAAUUUGCGGACGAAGAACUUGAUCAGCUGGAAAUUUUCUCGAAUGCUCUACGAAGUCUUCAGGCAGAAGUUUUCGAGAACGCUCGACAUGGUGUGGUAGAGAGAGAUUGUGGUGUCUUUGCUCGGUGGCUCAAUCCAAAUCCACCCCCAUAUCCUGAGGAAUGCGUGUCCGAGCAGGGGGAUCCACCCGUAUAUUGCAAGCAUUUUGAACAAGUGAUUGGAAAAAGGCGCACGGUCCCAUGGUCAAAGUCACCUGACGAUAAAACACGAAAGCGACAGGUCCUUACAUCCCCUGAACGGCUAGGCCCUACAUCCCCUGAAGCGCUAGGCUCUCCCACCGAAGCCAAUACACCGAGUACUUGCUCCUCGUCACCCUCCUCAAUCCGCCCAACUGACUUCACGCUUACUUCCCCUCCUGGCCACAUAAAGCGCAACAAACUUGCGCAUCUUGUACAUGCGCUCCGUGGAGUUUCCGAUGAGGAGAUACGCAAAGUAUUAAUUCAAUCAGGACGGCGACAUCUGCUGGCCAUAGAAGAGAGCGACCUGCCAUCCGAGUCUGAAAAAGUCAGAUUUGCCAAUGUCGAGAUGGUUGAGCGCCGUCUCGAACAAUAUGUUAAUGACGAGAUUGAGCGCCGCCUCAAACGAUAUGUCAAUGACGAGAUUGUCGAUAGGGCCGUGAACGAGUGCUAUGAUCAGAUCCUUGACCAACACAGAACAAACGCAGCCGAUGUCGAUGAACAGGUCGAGGAUGGCAAGGCCGAAGUAUGCAAUGCGGCCAAUGACUAUAUGAAGGACCUGGAAGAAGAAGUGCAAAAACACAAGGAUAAAAUAGAAGAACAAGCGCAACAGUGUCUGAAUGACAUCGAGAAUCGGGCAAUCGAGGUUGAGAUGUCUGCGCAGGAAGAAAUUGCAAAGCUUAAGCGCUGGUUCAAAGCUUCCGCGCAACUUGAUCGCAAGUCAAGCACUAGCCAUGAGCUUGGCACUAGACGCGUUUCCAUUUAA
This is a messenger RNA of Penicillium mononematosum, 1212 nucleotides long. RefSeq lists its product as uncharacterized. NCBI's taxonomy places the organism in Eukaryota, Fungi, Ascomycota, Eurotiomycetes, Eurotiales, Aspergillaceae. The record is from RefSeq and is a predicted model, not a curated record. The coding region runs from base 1 to 1212 and encodes 403 amino acids. The transcript has 3 exons.